CCGGAGCCGGAGCCGGGGCGCCUGGAGGCGGUCGGGCCGUUCUCUCCGAGCUCAGAGCGGCGGGGAGACCGUGCGGCGGGGGCCGGGCCCCGAGCGCAGUCCCCGGGCCGAGGUGGGCCGGCAGGAGCCGCUACCCGAGCGGCCGGAGCCGCGCCGGGACCCUCCGCAGGGCCACCGAGGCCGGGCGGGCCCGGGCCAUGCGCGCCGCUCGCUGAGGCCGCGCGAGGCCGCGAUGGAGGCGCCGGCGGGCGAGCCCCCGGCGCGGGGCUGCGGCCCUCCGCCCGCACCCACCCCGGAGAGGAAGAAGAGCCACCGCGCGCCGUCGCCAGCGCGGCCCAAGGACGUGGCCGGCUGGUCGCUGGCCAAGGGCCGUCGCGGCCCAGGCCCGGGCGCCGCGGCCGCCUGUAGCGUCGCGUCCUCGGCGCGGGCGGACAAGAAGGGGCGCGCGGUGGCGCCCGGGACGCGGGGCGCCGGGGCGCGGGUGGCCGGUGUCCGCACGGGCGUCCGCGCCAAGGGGCGCCCUCGCCCGGGCGCGGGGCCGCGUCCGCCGCCGCCGCCGCCCAGCCUCACGGACAGCAGCUCCGAGGUGUCGGACUGCGCGUCGGAGGAGGCGCGCCUGCUGGGCCUGGAGCUGGCGCUGAGCAGCGACGCCGAGUCGGCGGCGGGGGCCCCGACGGGAACCCGCGCCGGGCAGCCGCCCCAGCCCGCGCCGUCGGCGCAGCAGCCUCUGCGGCCGCCCGCCUCCCCGGAUGAGCCGUCGGUGGCCGCGUCGUCGUUGGGCAGCAGCCGCCUGCCGCUCAGCGCCUCGCUCGCCUUCUCGGACCUCACCGAGGAGAUGCUGGACUGCGGGCCCGGCGGCUUCGUGCGCGAGCUGGAGGAGCUGCGCUCCGAGAACGACUAUCUCAAGGAUGAGAUUGAGGAGCUGCGGGCUGAGAUGCUGGAGAUGCGGGAUGUCUACAUGGAGGAGGAUGUGUACCAGUUGCAGGAGCUGCGGCAGCAGUUGGAUCAGGCCAGCAAGACCUGCCGCAUCCUGCAGUACCGGCUUCGCAAAGCGGAGCGCCGCAGCCUCCGUGCCGCUCAGACUGGCCAGGUGGACGGCGAGCUCAUCCGAGGGCUGGAGCAGGAUGUCAAGGUCUCUAAGGACAUCUCCAUGCGUCUGCACAAGGAGCUCGAGGUGGUGGAGAAGAAGCGGGCGCGGCUGGAGGAGGAGAAUGAGGAUCUGCGGCAGCGACUCAUUGAGACAGAGUUGGCCAAGCAGGUGCUGCAGACAGAGCUGGAACGGCCCAGAGAGCAUUCCUUGAAGAAAAGAGGAGCCCGUUCUCUGGGGAAGACAGACAAGAAGCCUUCAGCACAGGAGGACAGCGCGGAUCUGAAGUGCCAGCUGCACUUCGCCAAGGAGGAGUCGGCCCUCAUGUGCAAGAAGCUCACCAAGCUGGCCAAGGAGAACGACAGCAUGAAGGAGGAGCUGCUCAAGUACCGCUCGCUGUAUGGGGACCUGGACGCCGCCCUGUCGGCCGAGGAGCUAGCGGACGCCCCCCACUCUCGGGAGACGGAGCUGAAGGUGCACCUGAAGCUGGUGGAGGAGGAGGCCAACCUGCUGAGCCGCCGCAUCGUGGAGCUGGAGGUGGAGAACCGGGGCCUGCGCGCCGAGAUGGACGACCUGCGGGACCACGGCGCGGGCUGCCCGGGCGGCUGCCCCGGAGGGCCCGAGGCGCGGCUGGCCCUGGCGGCGGCGCUGGGCGCGGGCGAGUGCGGCGAGAGCCUGGCGGAGCUGCGGCGGCACCUGCAGUUCGUGGAGGAGGAGGCCGAGCUGCUGCGGCGCUCCUCGGCCGAGCUGGAGGACCAGAACAAGCUGCUGCUGAGCGAGCUGGCCAAGUACCGCGCCGAGCGCGAGGCCGACGCGGACGCGCCGGCGCCGGCGUCGGAGGACGGCCUGGGCCCCGCGCUCGGCGAGCCCUCGCGGGAGGAGCUGGCGGCCGCCAAGCUGCAGAUCGGGGAGCUGAGCGGCAAGGUCAAGAAGCUGCAGUACGAGAACCGCGUGCUGCUCUCCAACCUGCAGCGCUGCGACCUGGCCUCCAGCCAGAGCGCGCGCCCCGCGCUGGAGACGGACGCGGAGGCCGGCGACUCGGCGCAGUGCGUGCCCGCCCCGCCGGGCGAGGCGCCCGCGGCCGCCGCCCCCGCCGCCCCCGCCGCCCGGCUCGGCCGCGCGCGCGAGGCCGAGGCGCUGCCCGGGCUGCGGGAGCAGGCUGUCCUGGUCAGCAAGGCCAUCGACGUCCUGGUGGCCGAGGCCAACGGCUUCUCGGCGGGCCUGCGGCUGUGCCUGGACAACGAGCGCGCCGACUUCCGGCUGCACGAGGCCCCCGACAACAGCGAGGCCACCCGGGACCCCAAGCUGGUCCACGCCAUCCUCGUGCGGCUGAGCGUGCUGCAGCAGGAGCUCAACGCCUUCGCCCGGAAGGCCGACGCCGCCCUCGGGGGCCCGGGCAAGGAGCAGCCCGAGCCCUUCCUGGGCUCCCAGGGCCCUUGCAAGGAGAUGAUCCUGGCUAAAGACCUUGGCCCCGACUUCCAGCCCCAGGACUUCAGAGACCUGCCGGAAUGGGAGCCCAGGAUGCGGGAGGCUUUCCGCAUCAAUGACUUGGAUUCAAAGCCUGAACCCAGUCGGAGCUACCGGUCUUACCGAGCUGAAGAUAAUGAUUCCUAUGCCUCUGAGAUCAAGGAGCUGCAGCUGGUGCUGGCCGAGGCCCAUGACAGUCUCCGGGGCCUGCAAGAGCAGCUCUCCCAGGAACGGCAGCUUCGAAAGGAAGAGGCUGACAACUUCAACCAGAAACUGGUCCAGCUGAAGGAGGACCAGCAGAGGGUGCUGCUGAGGCGAGAGUUUGAGCUGCAGAGCCUGAGCCUGCAGAGGAGACUGGAGCAGAAGUUCUGGAGCCAGGAGAAGAACAUGCUGGUGCAGGAGUCACAGCAGUUCAAGCACAACUUCCUACUGCUCUUCAUGAAGCUCAGGUGGUUCCUGAAGCGCUGGCGGCAGGGCAAGGGUUUGCCCAGCGAGGGGGAUGACUUCCUGGAGGUAAACAGCAUGAAGGAGCUGUACUUGCUGAUGGAGGAAGAGGAGAUAAAUGCCCAGCAGCCAGAUAACAAGGCGUGCACGGGAGACAGCUGGACCCAGAACACACCCAGCGAGGACAUCAAGACCCUGGCAGACAUGAAGGUGACAUUGAAGGAACUGUGUUGGCUGCUUCGGGAUGAGCGCCGUGGGCUGACAGAGCUUCAGCAGCAGUUUGCCAAAGCCAAGGCCACCUGGGAGACAGAGCGGGCCGAGCUCAAGGGCCAUGCUGCUCAGAUGGAGCUGAAGACCGGGAAGGGGGCCGGAGAGCGGCCUGGGCCUGAUUGGAAAGCAGCCCUGCAGAGGGAGCGUGAGGAGCAGCAGCAUCUUCUGGCCGAGUCCUACAGCGCAGUCAUGGAGCUGACCCAACAGCUGCAGAUCAGCGAGCGCAACUGGAGCCAAGAGAAGCUGCAGCUGGUGGAGCGGUUACAGGGUGAGAAGCAGCAGGUGGAACAGCAGGUGAAGGAGCUGCAGAACCGUCUGAGUCAGUUGCAAAAGGCUGCCGAGCCCUGGCUUUUGAAGCAUGCAGACCUGGAGAAGCAGGACAACAGCUGGAAAGAGACACGCAGUGAGAAGAUCCAUGACAAGGAAGUUGCUUCUGAAGCUGAGCUUGGGGGCACUGGCUUAAAGAGAACCAAGUCUGUUUCCUCCAUGUCUGAGUUUGAAAGUUUGCUCGACUGUUCCCCUUACCUUGCUGGUGCAGAUGCCCGGGGCAAGAAGCUACCCAACAGCCCUGCCUUUACCUUUGUGAGCACCAAGCCAGGAGAUGCAGAGAAAGAAGCCAAGGAAAAGCCGGGACUCUUGCCACGGGACUGCAGCCGCCUGGGCUCCCUGGCCUGCCAGGACCCUGCAGGGAGGCAGAUGCAACGCAGCUACACAGCUCCAGACAAGACGGGCAUCCGGGUCUACUACAGCCCCCCAGUGGCCCGGCGCCUGGGUGUCCCUGUGGUCCAUGACAAGGAAGGCAAGAUCCUCAUUGAGCCUGGCUUCCUCUUUACCACAGCCAAGCCCAAAGACUCGGCUGAUGCUGAUGGACUAGCCGAGAGCUCGUACGGACGGUGGUUGUGCAACUUCUCCCGGCAGCGCCUGGACGGGGGCUCUGCUGGGGGCAGCCCCUCAGCCACUGGGCCUGCCUUCCCCACGGCCCUGCAUGACUUUGAAAUGUCAGGCAACAUGAGUGACGACAUGAAGGAGAUCACCAACUGUGUGCGGCAGGCCAUGCGCUCAGGAUCACUGGAGAGGAAAGUGAAGAGUACGUCCAGCCAGACGGUGGGCCUGGACAGCGUGGGCACGCAGACCAUCCGCACAGUCAGUGUGGGGCUGCAGACAGACCCGCCCCGCAGCAGCCUCCAUAGCAAGAGCUGGUCACCCCGCAGCUCCUCACUCAUGUCCGUACGCAGCAAGCAGAUCUCCUCCUCCCUGGACAAGGUGCACCCGCGCAUCGAGCGGCCGUGCUGCUCACCCAAGUAUGGCUCCCCAAAGCUGCAGAGGAGGUCCGUGUCUAAGCUGGACAGCACCAAGGACCGCAGCCUGUGGAACCUGCACCAGGGCAAGCAGAAUGGCUCAGCCUGGGCCCGUUCCACCACCACUCGGGACAGCCCAGUGCUAAGGAACAUUAACGAUGGACUGUCCAGCCUCUUCAGUGUGGUGGAGCACUCAGGGAGCACCGAGUCUGUCUGGAAACUGGGCAUGUCUGAGGCCCGGGCCAAGCCUGAGCCUCCCAAGUAUGGCAUCGUGCAGGAGUUCUUCCGGAAUGUGUGCGGCCGUGCACCAAGCCCCACAUCGGUAGCAGGAGAGGAGAACUCCAAGAAACCUGAACCUCUCUCUCCUGCCAGCUACCAUCAGCCAGAGGGCGUGGCCAGGAUCUUGAACAAGAAGACAGCCAAACCUGGCAGUGAGGAUCUCAGAACCACCAACCCAUCCCAGAUGGGCAAGGAUGGCGUCCCCCGUGAUGGAGAUGGCGUCUCAAUCCUUCCUAAUGAGGAUGCUGUUUGUGACUGUACUGCCCAGUCUCUCACCUCCUGCUUUGUCCGGCCAUCCCGUUCAGCCAUCCGCCACUCUCCUUCCAAGUGCAGGCUGCACCCGUCCGAGUCCGUUUGGGGUGUGGAGGAGAGGGCAGUCCCCCCCAGUGAGUGACAGAGCAACAGAGUUUCCCACUUCGAACAGCCUGGCCCCUGGAGAUGCAGCGAGGGGUUGCCCCCUCCACUCCCUGUGCCCAGAGGACAGCAGCUACCCCGCUGCCAGAGGACAUUCAAGGUAACCACAGGGUCUCCAGCCACCACUGGGCGGUGACUCUGCCUUCCAGUGGAUGCCAGUGAACAGGAGAAAGAACAAGCCUAUGGCCAAGACUGAACCUCGGAAGCCUUGCCAAGGUACUCCAUCGAGGACACAUCCUCGAGUCCUAAAAGAGACCUUUGUCUGGCUCACCCACCCCCAUUUGUAGGAAGACCCCUGGAAGGGAGAUACUUCUAGCUGUGCCUCAAGACAGAGGCACACAGAUGUUCCCUGCCCGCCACACACCUCUUCUCUGGGAGGGAGACGUGGCUGGAAAGAGCAGGUCCAGCUUGGGGUUCCUGCUGGGCUGGGCAUUGCCACCUCUCCCACGUGCUGCUUGGGCUGCUGGCAUUUGGGGGAAUGAUAGGGCAGUAGCCAGGGCCAAGUAGACUUGGCAUCCUGGAGCCCUGGAUCUCCCUGGUCUUAUCUAUAUGCAGCAGGAACUGGGAGGAAGUGCGGACUGCCUCCCUGCCUGUGUGACUUGGGGUGUCCAGCCUUCCCAGGAGAUCCACCAGGAGAGAAAUAAGUACAGCCCAUCUCAAGACCUGGCACCCAGGGUAGUGCCCCUGUGCUACACCUUGCUUGUUCUCUGAGGCCUCUCCCUGACACCCAGGUGGGACACUAUGUCCUCUCUGCAUUGGUAUCCUCCAGCUGGUGGAGGGAGAGCUCCUCCCUCCCAGAGACCCAGAGGCUCCCAUGCCGGCAGCUUGGGCCAGGGAAAACUCCAUGAGGUCAGUGUCCCAGGACACAGCCCAGGACUGGGGCUUGCAAAUACAUUUCUUGCCUAGGUCGUUUAUUUGAACUUUUUGUACUCUUUAAGUAUUUAAAGUGUUUUUUUUAAUUUUUAAUAAUUUAAUUUCCCCAAAGCCCCUAAGGUAAUUUAUUGGAGGUUAAAAUAUGUAUUCAUGCCCCUGGGACAAUGUGGGGCUCCUAACACCACAGAUAAGUAUGAGGGUCCCCUGUGAUGACAAAGCAGCUCAGGUCAAGCUCUUCAUUUCAAGAGGACCCCUCACCAGAGUGGGAGCCCUGCAGUUUGCUUCCCCAACACCAUGGGCCCUUGAGCCUCAGAGCACUGCCUUUUCCUUCAUACCUGGUACCUCGCUGGCCCCUGAGGUCAGUGUGUAAAUGCUCCAGACAGAGUGGUGAGCCAGACUGACGUGACCCCUCCCCCUCCCCCCCCCUCCCAGGAUCUUUCCCCUCUCCUCAAACUCUUCCUUUUCUUAAUGAGUCAAGCAUGGAGGACUGCGGCUCUUAUCAAGAGUACAAAGACCCCCUCCAAGUCUCCCAAGUGACGACUCGCAGGAAAACAGGAUGAACUUUGAGAAUGUUGUUUAUUGCUGCUUUGCACACAGAUCUGAGAGUGUCUACCAGCCUGCCUGCCAGCCUUUCACCAGCCUGUCUCCUUAGCCUUAUGUCUCUCACGGCUCUGCUCCUAGCCCAGCUCUACUACCUGCCCUUCUCUCGUCCAUGGGAGCCACCCAUCCCAUCUGAGAGACUGCAGCAUGGCUCACCAGUCCAGUGAGGAAGGCCUCAUGUGGCCUCUCCACCGGUGAACCCAUCUUGGUUGUACACCCCCCCCCCCCACACACACACGUGCAGCACUCCUGUCACUGGCUUAUGUACACAACUCUCCAUCCGAAAGGCCAAGAGCCAACAGCAUUGCUGCUUUGUCCCUAGGACUCAGGAGAUGGCCCUGCACUCCGGUUUGUCACCCCUCAUCCACCCUUUCAGGGUCAUCUGGAACAUUUACACAAAGCCUUUUGUCCCAGUUCCCUACAGGCAGCACAUCAGGGUCGCGUCAGCCCCAUCAGCUGCUUCCUAGUGACUUGUGUGGGAAGAGCCACGGGUCAUUGGAGCCUUGGGCCAGUUCCACUACUCUUACCCAAGAGGUUAGAGGUCCCUCAAAGAUUAACUUCAGGUGAGGGGAUUUAUACCAGGCCACAAGCCACCAGAGGCCUUCUGCCACCUCCCAGAGCUGCAGAGGGCCAGGGGGGCUGGGCUGUCAGCCUUGGGGAAUAAUCCCCAUGAGACCUCAAGGCCUACGGGCCUCUCAGCCUUACCAUCGUCUUCAUCCGAGAUCGUCGUGCGUUAUUGUCACUGUCUCGGCGCCUGGCCCCAGUGGCCCCCAGGGUCUUGGUUUUCAGUGGAGUCCCUGUUUCUAUUUCUUGUAUGCACUAUACAAGGCCACUGUCACCAUUCCUAACAGAAGCCCCUAGGUGUGGGGCUGGAUGGGGUUAACAAUGUUACAUGUAAAUAAUGAUUCGGUUUAAUUUUUAGGUUUUACUUGGUAACUGGUUGUGUUUUCUUUUGGGGGGGUGGGAGGGUUGGUUUGUAAAAACACUCUACUCUUCUGGAAUGUAAUUUCUAAUUUCAUUUAUUUCUUCAAAUGCCUUUGAUGUCUCGAUAACAUUCCCAAAGCAGAAAACUGCCUGUCCUGGAGUGUGGAACCCCUCCACCCCCCACCUGGAGGCUGAGGUCCGAGGAAGAAUGCUGCCCUUGAUCCCUCUCUCCUUCCCUGCUCCCCUAGCUUUCUUCCUCCUGUUCUCCCCCUCUUUUUAACCAAAGCCCCAAGGAACUCUCAUCCCUAUCCCCUAACGAUAACCUGGGGGCAACUUUACCUUCCUUAGGUUUGAUUCCUUGGAACCAAAUUAGAAUCUCCUGGGGGCUAUGAUCACUUGUUUUGAAUGAAAAUCAGACCACUUGGAUGCACAAGGCAUCAACAUCCUGUCCCUGGCCUUCCUUCCAGUACUUUCUGCAGCACAGGCUGUAGGACCUCCGGGAGGUCCUGCUCAAAUGGGCCACACCCCUUGGCCUCUGCAGGGUGCUCGUCUACCAGGUGGCCUCCAGGCUGCGAAGUUGAGGGCAUCAAACACCUGGCCCUCUUCCACAUACAUAUUCACAGCUUUAUCCCCUAGCCUCUUUUCCUCUUGUCCCAGCAACAUUCAGGCCUUUCUUCCUUCUCAUCCUUCCAGAAUAUUCCUACCCAAGUCUCCCACUGACUUCUUGUUCAUAAUGUAAUGCCUCUAGAUCCACAUCCCUUCCAGAGCACUUCACUGUUUAGAAAACAUACACCCCCCCCCCCACGUCUCUCAAACUUUGACAGGAUAGGGCUUAGUGUAUGUACUUUUCAGAUGAGGAAACUGAGGCUCGAGUCUUGUCCCAGAUAUCAUCAAGUUUUGAUGAACACUUGGAUCUUGGAUUCCCCUGCCCUAUUCUGUCCUGUUUGCUGUGCAAAACCACUGCACCCCUAGGGUAUUGGACCACCCCCACCCACCCCACCCCCUCCAGAGUAUGCCACUAUCAAGACAAGCCGCUGGAAUUGCUUGACCUGUGUAUUCCAGAAGGUGGGCUUGGGACACCUGCAUUAGAUUCCAGGGAAGACCUGGUCAAAUGCAGAUUCCUAGGCCUUCAUAGCUCUCUGGACCUAGGGUAUGAGUUAGUUUAGGGGGCGCUCUGGGGCAUCCUAAGCACCAUAGCCCUGACCUUUAGGCCAUUGUUCUUUCAACCAAUCAUCACAAUGCCUCGUUCUUAAAGAGAGCCCUGAGCACUAUGCUUGGUCUUAGGAAAACUAGUCUCCAAUCAAACUCUCCAUGUGUGUAAUUACUCUGGGGAUUUCAAAAAGCGUAGAGACAAUUAACAGUCUUAGUCUUACAUUUAAUAAGAUAACAAAAGUAGAAAGCCAAAAGGCAAGAUGGCUCGGUUUCCAAAUUUACCUAAGGUAAUUUGAUAGUCAUGUAAUUAAAUUUCACUCUUGAGUUGCCCAGUUAGCCAUGAUGAAAGGAGUAACGCCUCAGGAUCUUAUAACUUUCAAUCCUGGGAGGCAAGCGUGUCUGCCCUGGGGAGCAGAUCUUCCACUUCUAAUGUAUGACACAUGUCUUUCUUCAGAGGCCAGGGAGCCCAGUGACGUUUUCACAAGUCCACCUGUCAUGCAAGGUGGUUUGUCAAGUGACUUCACAAAAGUAAACUGCUAUCCACUUGAAUGACCUUGGCCAACUCUUGUGGCUAGCCCAUGCCUCAGUAUCCCCACAUAUAAAUGGGGACAACAUCCUACCUCAUGUGGCUGUGGUGAGGCCUGAAUACCAUCUCAUACCUGCACAAUAAGAUUGGAGAAGUGUAAGGUUCUUGUACAAAUGUUAGGUGAUCUGCCCAUCUUCAUCGUCCCCAGCGAGCCUCUCAGCAUCAUGGCCUGAGCACAACACCAACCUCACUGGGUCCUAAUAACUAAAAAGGAGAUGGAAAAAAAAUCCACACUAGCCAGAUUAGUUUAAAUUGAAGCAAAAAUCUCUACUGUAACCAUUUCAAAUGUGUUGCUUUAUUAUUGUUUUUGUUUGCCCCUCCCUCUUGCUGCGAGUCAAACCUAUACCACCUUACAUGCUAGGCAAAUGUUCACCAGUGUGCUAUAUCCUGGCCCUUAAAUGGCUUCAAAAUCCAUUCACAGUGUUAUAUGACCAUCACCAGUUAUUCUCAGAACUUUUAAUCAUCCCAAACUGAAACUCUGUACCCCUUAAACAAUGAGUCCCAUUCCCCUUGCCUCCCUUCCUGCAUUGGAUAACCUCUGUUCUGCUUUCUUCCUCCGUGGAUUGCCUAGUCUGCACCUCAUUCAUUGUGUCUAUCGCCCCCCCCACACACACAUGUUUUAGAUGAAGAAUCAGGCUCAGAGAAGGGAGUGACUCAGCUGUGGUUGAACAGCAAACCAGAGGCCAAGCCAGACCCUAGGGCCCCUCACUCCUAGCAGGUUCUUCACCCCAUGGUGAGCGAUCAUGUCCUGCUUUUUUGUGGGCUACAUCUGUUGUCGCCCUGUCCCCACUCCAUGCUCUCGUUCAUCUUCUAAAACUUCCUCUUCACCUUAGCUGGUUCUAGCCAGCAGAUAGUGUGACCCACAGCCAGGUUUUCUCCUCUGGGCCCCCAAGCCUCCCAUGGUGCCCUCCCCAGCACCGCUUCCUUCUGUGGGUUUGUUUCGAAUCUCAGCACUGCCUUCCCAAGCUCGCACUCCUGUUCCAUCAGGAAAGUGCCCAGUCUGUCCUCUCCCAAACUUAGGUUUUCUCUCAGAUCUGAUUGUAUCCUGGUUUCUGUGUUUCUUUUGUAUUUUCUCACACCAAAGGGGACCCCUGUUCUCCAUGCAUCAGGCAGCACCGGUCCUGCCAGUCCUCCUUACUGAGUUCACUUUGUCCUAGUUACUUCCCCAUCAGUUCCACCUGGAGCCACUCUGUUGUCUCUGUCCACAGCCUCCCAGCCGCUGCCCCAGCACCUUCUACUGGAGGAGGAGUGUGUGGUGAACAUGAACUUUGCCUCUCUUCUUUGAAUGACCUGUGCCCUGCCCAGCCAUGCACAGCCUGGUAUCAAGCAGGCGCAGCUUGGCUUAACUUCUCUCCACUCUGGUCUUCCAUCUACUUGCUGUCCAUCCUUUCUCUUCUCCCUUGUGCUUCAUCAUCUACAGAACAGUUCAUCCUGUCAGAACCUGUAGCUCAUCCUCCCAACUCAAGUUUGCAGAAUCCAUACACCUAAUGGACAUGAUGCUCUAGUUCCUGUGUGGAGCUCUACUUCCUAUCUUAUCCACACCUAACCCCAUCCUCCCAGGAUCUUCCUCUUCCUUUCUCCUAUGUCAUCAGUUCUGCUUCCUUCCACCUACCUGCCCUCCACCACCUGACCCCAAGGGAAGGAGUCUUAGUGUACUCUUGGAAGGAUGUAGGCAGCUAUGGCUUGUUACCUUGUCACACUCCAUUCUGAAGCCACCUGAACCACGCUCAUGGAGAGAGAACUCAGCUAGCAGUCUGUGGGCCAAUCUCUUGGGCCCUCCAGCAGUUUUAUGAUCUUUGGCUAAGCACCAGGAGCCCCAACCUCAUCCCCAAGCACCUUUCAUAUCUUGGGGGUCCUGCAGUCCCCUCCUUUCUCCACUGGGCCCCAGCAUUCAGUUUCCUCUCAGCUCUGCCAUUGAUCUCUGUGCCUUAGUUCACUUCUCCGCACAUGGGGGGGGGGGGCUCAUUCCCGUAACACCAUUCCCAGAAGCUCUCUGGACCCUUUGGUGCCUCUAAGUCUGAGCUGUGUCAACUGUAAUCUUGCACAGGUACACCAGGUCCUGGGGGGCACCAUUCCAGACCAGUGGUUCUCAAACUGUGUUCCAACAAAACUUACAGAAUGCAGAUUUUAGGCCAACCUGUGGAUCCACUGGAUUAAAAGUGCCAGAGCAGGGCCCAUCAAGGUGAUCUGAAAGAGCCUCCAGGUCAUUCUGUUAUACACAAGUUUGCCAACUACCAACCUAGUAGACAGUGCAGCCUAGAGAGGGCCUGGGGCUGGCCCUAGAUGGGCCCCUUGUCAAGACUCCUGAACUUGGACCCCUUCCCCAUACAAAACCUGACAGAACUAACCCUGUGGUGUCUCCUUUUCCCAAAAGCCGGAGGACUAUGAGAUUUGCCCUAUCCUGCCUCUGGCUCACUUUUCCCACUUAACUGGGUAGAUGGUGUCAGCAGACCAGGAUGGGACUCCCAGGGACAAUGGAGGCAAAGAACCUGUUUAUCCCUGGGCAACCUCACCACACCUAGGAAUGAAAUAGGAAAGAAACCUAAUUCCACAAGAAGAGAAUCCCAAGUCCCCUGCUUGUUGUCCUCCUUCUCUUCCUCCUCCUUCUUGUUCUCCUUUUUCUCUUCCUCUUCUUCUUCCCAAUCCCAGGGAGACCUUGUGGACAGUGCCAAAAAUAGCUCUAACCCCAGCAACUGGAGAAGAGAACCAGGAGCUAUCUUUCCUUAGCAUUCUGCUCACUCCCAUACUGUGCCAAGUCCCCUUCCUGCUCAGCAGGGUUUCCUGGUAAGGGCCCUGGGGCAUCCCUCAGGAGGGAAGGGACCAAGGGCAUCCUUGGGCCAACUGUCCACCUCUUCUUCUACUGUUCUCAUUUCUGUCUUCAGAAGGCUCCUUCCCAGGAAUUGGGUGCUAGGAGGACCACAGUCCAAUCUACCAGCUCUUCCCUGCCCUGUGUCUUAUUUCAGACAUGAGUAAAGCUGUACAGUGUAAACUUAUAAAGUGUUUUUAAUGGUUGUAGAUUGGAAAUAAAGUAUGUCAUAUGAACAGUGGU
Perognathus longimembris pacificus (Pacific pocket mouse) is the source of this 12443-nucleotide messenger RNA. RefSeq names its product suppressor of glucose, autophagy associated 1 (gene Mtcl2). The record is from RefSeq and is a predicted model, not a curated record. NCBI's taxonomy places the organism in Eukaryota, Metazoa, Chordata, Mammalia, Rodentia, Heteromyidae. Gene Ontology annotation, biological process: regulation of autophagy; insulin receptor signaling pathway.